UCCAGAUAUUGGGGAGAUUCCUCUGUUUAGUGAAUGUUCUGAAUAUAAAAUGAACUCUGUUCCACCUCAUCCUGUAUAGUCUCCGUACCAUUUGAGUUAGGCUGGCUUGAAUCAUUUGAGUAGAUCCAACUCUGAGGGAAAGACUAUCUAAAUAUAGGGAACUGAAAUGUUAGUUUCAACUGCAGAUUAUUCCCCAAUCCCCCUGUGAUGUUAUUUGGUGUUUUUAUGAGAAAUAUAUCCAGAUAUUGACUAUUGAUCUAAGGUAGGAGAAAUGACAGAGAUGGUCUAUAAUAUUGUAACAGGCUUUGGAAAUGACCAUCCCUUCCUGCUCACAUACAGCUGAGCAUCAUGGGAGUCCCUAUGUUUACCGUGUCUCUGGAGGACCUGGUCGUGGCCGAGGCACUGUCUCCCCCAGCAUGCCAGGACGUCAGGUUCGCUCCACCCAGCCCACCGUACCUCCCGAGACCCUCAUCAUACCAGCCCACAGCACGAGGGUCAACCUCAGCCAGGACGACAUCAAGAAGCUGAGGUUCAAGCCCACGGUGGGAUCGGUGCACCUAUCAGAGGGGCACGACGCCAAGUUCAACUGUUCCAUCGAGGUCCCUGACAGCCACCUGGACCUCACCGUGCUGUGGUGGAAGAACACCAUGGAGCUGGCUGAAAACCUGCAGGUGGUCAUCAACGAAUUACAGGCCGUCACACACGGGGUCACGACCCUGCUGUCCACUGUCAGCGUAACUCGUGUGCAAAGAGCUGACGCUGGGGAUUACCGUGUGGACUGAGAGUCCAUGACAUAGAGAUAGAGUCCCAGCCUAUCAGCAUUCAGGUCGAAGGUGUGGACAAGUAUACCCAGUUCAACUGUGAGGCACGCAACAAGAAAGGUGUCACAACUUCCAGGGAGGCUAACAUCAACAUUAAAGUCAUUCCAGCCCUUGUCUCUGAGGUCACAGUGAUAAAACAUGAAUCUAACAAACUAGUUCUGAGUUGGACCCCUGGACACGAUGGAUUCUCCCCACUCACUACCUGCCAGAUCAGAGUGAAAGAGGUUAGCCAGAGGAGAGGAGAGGUUAGGCUGGCUCGGAUCAUCAACACUACAGCUCCUCCUUUCCAGUGUGAUGUCCCGGGGUUACAGGCCAUGACCUGGUAUAACAUUAGUGUCUCCUGUAGCAAUGAGCUCGGCCAAUCGCCAGUCAGGACCUGGGUCCAGAGCAACUCUACAGAAGGAGUACCGUCAGUCUACCCCCACAACGUGACUGUUCAGCUCAACGAGUCAAUGCUGGUGAUCCAAUGGAACGCCCCGCCUCUGGACAGGGUCAACGGAAU
Molecule: messenger RNA, 1323 nt
Organism: Oncorhynchus gorbuscha (pink salmon)
Lineage: Eukaryota; Metazoa; Chordata; Actinopteri; Salmoniformes; Salmonidae
Product: tyrosine-protein kinase Mer-like
Exons: 7
Coding region: 312-782 (156 amino acids)
Source: RefSeq, a predicted model, not a curated record